AUGGCCGACGUGGUCCAGAUUGUCGACGGCUUCAGCCUGACCAACCGUUGGCUGCUGUACACGUCCUUUAUGCUCGCGCCCGCGCAGUUCCUCGGCGGCGUGGCCAACAACUGCCCGUCCAACAUUGGCUUCCUGGCGUACAACUGGUACACGCAGGUGCAGUGGUACUUUGCGUGCCAGAACCGCGAGCUGCACGCGCUGUCGCUCCUGCCCGUGCACUUCAACUUCAUCUACGCCUUUUCCUACCUCGGCGGCAUCACCUCGGGCAACAUCUUCAUGGGCGUCUUCCUCGGGCUCGGCACCGCGGGCGUCAUGAUCCUCAACAACGUCUCGGCGUGGAUUGCCUGGCAGUCGAACCAGCCCGAGGGCUUCGGCGUCUACGAGUUCUUCUUCUUCGGCUGGCGCAAGCUGAGCCCCGGCUGGCACAAGUUCAUCAUGGUGUGGAUGAUUGGCGACUCCUUCACGGCGCUGCUCUGCAUCGUCAUCGCCAUCAGCGUGUCGAUAUACGUCGCGCGGCUCGACGAGGACGAGGACCUGCCCGAGGUGUUUGGCGAGGUCGGCUGGAUGUCGCCCGCCGCGCAGGUGCAGGCCCUGCGGUACCCGGCCAUCGUCGUCGGCGCGGCGCUCAUGCUCGUCUUUGGCUGGCCCGUCAUCAUGUGGACGGAGCUGAUUGUCGCGCGCAACCACAUCCGCUCCGACACGGACUGGGUGGCCGUCUGGCUGUUUGUCGCGCAGGUCGUGACCAUGGUGGUGCCGAGCUGCGGCACCACCCUGGGCUGCUUCCGCGGCGCGGCGCGCGCGACUUUGUAA
Messenger RNA from Akanthomyces muscarius, 810 nucleotides. RefSeq lists its product as uncharacterized. The record is from RefSeq and is a predicted model, not a curated record. The transcript has a single exon. NCBI's taxonomy places the organism in Eukaryota, Fungi, Ascomycota, Sordariomycetes, Hypocreales, Cordycipitaceae. Bases 1 to 810 code for a protein of 269 amino acids.